CUCUGUUUCUUUCUCCACUCUCUCUCUCUCUCGUUGCAAGCAACUUGUUUUCUGAAUCCAAAGAAGACGAUAACGAUGAAUGGAGCUAUAGGAGGUGACCUUUUGCUCAAUUUUCCUGACAUGUCGGUCCUAGAGCGCCAAAGGGCUCACCUCAAGUACCUCAAUCCCACCUUUGAUUCUCCUCUCGCCGGCUUCUUUGCCGAUUCUUCAAUGAUUACCGGCGGCGAGAUGGACAGCUAUCUUUCGACUGCCGGUUUGAAUCUUCCGAUGAUGUACGGUGAGACGACGGUGGAAGGUGAUUCAAGACUCUCAAUUUCGCCGGAAACGACGCUUGGGACUGGAAAUUUCAAGAAACGGAAGUUUGAUACAGAGACUAAGGAUUGUAAUGAGAAGAAGAAGAAGAUGACGAUGAACAGAGAUGACCUAGUAGAAGAAGGAGAAGAAGAGAAGUCGAAAAUAACAGAGCAAAACAAUGGGAGCACAAAAAGCAUCAAGAAGAUGAAACACAAAGCCAAGAAAGAAGAGAACAAUUUCUCUAAUGAUUCAUCUAAAGUGACGAAGGAAUUGGAGAAAACGGAUUAUAUUCAUGUUCGUGCACGACGAGGCCAAGCCACUGAUAGUCACAGCAUAGCAGAACGAGUUAGAAGAGAAAAGAUCAGUGAGAGAAUGAAGUUUCUACAAGAUUUGGUUCCUGGAUGCGACAAGAUCACAGGCAAAGCAGGGAUGCUUGAUGAAAUCAUUAACUAUGUUCAGUCUCUUCAGAGACAAAUCGAGUUCUUAUCGAUGAAACUAGCAAUUGUGAAUCCAAGGCCGGAUUUUGAUAUGGAUGACAUUUUUGCCAAAGAGGUUGCCUCAACUCCAAUGACUGUGGUGCCAUCUCCUGAAAUGGUUCUUUCCGGUUAUUCUCAUGAGAUGGUUCACUCUGGUUAUUCUAGUGAGAUGGUUAACUCCGGUUACCUUCAUGUCAAUCCAAUGCAGCAAGUGAAUACCAGUUCUGAUCCAUUGUCAUGCUUCAACAAUGGCGAAGCUCCUUCGAUGUGGGACUCUCAUGUGCAGAAUCUCUAUGGCAAUUUAGGAGUUUGAUUAAGAAACCAAUCCACAACAUAACAAUGUUCCCUAAUUCAAAUUAUUCAUCGGAAGAGAGAGCAAACCAGUAGCUGUUAUUUACUAAUUCCACUAGAUUAUUGACUUGAGAUCCCCCGCCCAUUAGUUGAUGUAUCAAAGAGUGUAGACAUUAUUGUGUAUAAUUUGCAAACCAGUCCAGUAAUAUAUUUCUUAUCGGUGGACUUGUGUCUUUAAUUCAAGGUGUGU
Molecule: messenger RNA, 1311 nt
Organism: Arabidopsis thaliana (thale cress)
Lineage: Eukaryota; Viridiplantae; Streptophyta; Magnoliopsida; Brassicales; Brassicaceae
Gene: CIB1
Product: cryptochrome-interacting basic-helix-loop-helix 1
Exons: 6
Coding region: 76-1083 (335 amino acids)
Biological process (GO): regulation of DNA-templated transcription
Cellular component (GO): nucleus
Molecular function (GO): protein dimerization activity
Source: RefSeq, marked reviewed